AUGCUAUAAGCUCAUAUGUACAUAUUGGCAUUAUUGCCUAUUAUGGUUCUGUCGACUUGUAGUAUGUGUUUAUUUGUUAUUCUCUAGCCACGGUUGAAUUAUAAGAUCAUGUCUACCCUACCAUAAAAGAAACAUUCAAAUGGGAUAUCAGAAGAUUUAUUCAAGGUGAUAAUUUGAAGUAUUAAUUGGAUUCUGCAACUUCUCUUUUCCAACUUGAAUAACCCCUACAUAAGCUAGAUGAGAAGAAUCAUUUUGCUUGUAAUAAGAAUAUUCAUCAAUUAGCAUUCAUUGAUAUUAUAGCCAUAAGAGCUUUUGACAUUCCAGAAACUGGUGCUUGGACCAAUGAUUUCGCAUUCAUGGGCCAAGAUCUUGAUGACUAUUCAUGGUGGAUUUACUAUACCGAAGGGUAAUUAAUAAUUAUAUAUCAUACUAGAAAGUAAACAGAGAUGAAUGUGGCUCCAAAAUUUGAUAAAGAAAUUCAAUUCAUAAGUAACAAUCGUCAAAUAAAAUGCUUGGAUCUUGAAUACAUCGACAGAGAUACAUUUUUAGUUGAUUGUAUCGAACCGUAACCUCAACCGGAAGAGGGUCGCUUACCAGGAAAGAAUUACGUUUACAUCAUCAAGAAGGGAGAUCCUCCCAAAAUUAUUUCAGAAUUUACAUAUUCUAGAAAAUAUUUGACUGUGAAUGAUAGAAAGGUAUAAUAUCAUGUCUACAAUGCCCAAAAUAUCGGCGAUGGCUUGAAUGAUGAGGAACCUCUUCGAAUUUUACUUAGAGGUCAGUAUGCUUACGGAACACCAGGUAGCAGUCCAACUAACCUUGAUGGAGAUUGCAUAAUUGAUUUGUUGAAAAAUAAUGACAAAAAUGAAAUUGUUGAAACUGCUCAACAUUUGGAUAGAGGAUUAUUGAUACAAGAUUUAGGCAUAAAAGCAGAGGAUUAAGAGAAUUUUAAGUUUACUUUGAUUGAUUUUAAAGUAAUGCCAAACGGUGAUAUCUAUGUAUUGGAUGCCUACAAUGGUAUCUACAUUUAUUACAUCAAUUCAAAGUCCGAAUUCAAAUAUAAGGGUAAGAUUGAAAUCGGAGAUGGCGCAACAAAUCCAGCCUAUGCCUUUGAUGUUAAUAAUAAGAUUAACUAACAAGGAAUAAGUCAUGUUCACAUUGCAGUGGUUCAUUAGAAAUCAGUGGUUGAAUACAUUGAUGGAGUAUAGAAAGGAGGAUGGUUGAACGCAUUUGAAGCUAAGCAUCCUUCAUUCAUUUUUGCAAGUCAAUAAUUUUUAAUUGUCAAUCCAGGAGGAAACACAUUCUUCAUUUACAAUUCAGAUCAUCAAUUCCUCAUUCACACAGAGACUUUGCUCACUAAAAUAUACUUGGCCAAUCCCUAUGAACCAGAUUUGAUUGCUGUCACAAACUCAUUCGCUUACAGAUAUGAAGUUGGUCAUGCCAGAUUGGUAGUCCAUUCAUUCGAUGCUACACUUGGAGAUAAUGAAGUAGUAUUUUCAGCCGUAGGAUCAGACGAGAGAAGAUGUUAAGCCUCUCUCAAGUAUCAAAUAAUCAAGGAGGGUGACACCAACAUUUAUCCUGUUGAUCAUAUUCCCAUCCCUAAUAUAAUGUAAUACCCUUCCGAUCCAAUAGAAGUUUAAGAAUUUGCAGCAGGACCAAACUUGAUUUACACAAAUGGGGAUGAUUCACAAAAGGAUCAUGUUAUUGUGGACAUCCACACUGUUUGGGAAUUGAAUGUGACUGGAUUGACUUAUCCAACUAUUACUGAUGUGGCAUAUGCAGAUAUCCUUAUAGAUCCACAUUGGGUUGAUGAACAUAAGUUUUGGUUCCUCUACUAAUUGCAAUCAAAUAAAUAGAUUGAAAUCUUUGAGUGCACAACUCAAACUAAGGUAUCAAGAGAUGUUCAUUGCGAAGAACAUUAAAAAUUUAAGAUUCCAAAUUUAUUGAAUCCAAUUACUUCUUAAUUUGAUUGGGAUGCAGAAGAAGGUGACGUAUUAACACUUUAAUUCCUCGAAAACGAUUAUUCAAUUUCAAUCUAUGAGAGUACUCAUGAUUAGUCAUCUCCAUUAUAUUCUUUACCAUAACCCCCCUUAGACCCAAUACCUGAAAAUAAGAUUACUUCAUUCAGUGUUUUGGGAAAAGCCAUCUAUAUUGUGAUGCAAAACAAAAAAGAAGUUGAUGCUUGGUUUGGUUUCUUCCCAACUCCAACAAAACAUGUUAUUUCCAGUUAAACUAUGAAGGAUUAGGGAAGUGAUAGAAUAUUUGAACCAAGGAAAGUGUUUGGAAAUCCUGCCUUGAAAAGUGAAUUUGUGUUGAUUCUAUCAAAAGAUUGCAUUUUCUUCGGAGACAUGAGAAACUUCUUUACCUUAAUUCAUGUAUUCGACAUCAUCCCUGAUGCUGAAGUCAGAGCCUAUUUGGGAAUGAGAACAAUCUUUAUUGUUCAAAAGAGUGAAACCCAAGGAUUCAAGAUCCAAGAAUACAAUUAUGAGAAAUUGAACAACAUCUACUUGAUGAAGGAAUUACCCCUUUAUGAUUAUGUCAUCCAAAGUCCAUUAACAACUGACUUCUGUUUUUAAACUGGAUUCUUGUUUGUACGUGCUUUGGACCCAGCCUCAUAGGAAACUGUGAUCUUGGUCUAUGAAUCAAAUGUCCUCUAUCAAUUGUCAUUACACAAAGUAGUUCAAACACAUUUGAAAAUUAAUGAUGGUCAAAUCAUGAAUAUGGCUGCCGCUGGACAUGACCAAAUGUACAUGUACGUCAACAAUCAACAAAAUGUCUAAAAGAUGGUUGGAUUCUUAAGAGAUGCCCUUGUCAAUAUAAAGCCAUCACAUCUAUCCAAUCAAUAUAUCACCAAUUUGGUCGCUACAGUCAAUAUCACCAAUCAAGCAAUCACUAAGCCCAUGUCAAUUAAAUAUCCUGUUAAGUAUAUCAACACUCAAACCUAUAUUCAAGUCAAUUAAGAGGAGUUGGCAAAACAAAACUCACAAUUUGUAUUCACCAAUCAAGCAGCAGAUCAAUAUUUAUCAAUUAACACAACUGGAUGGUAAGGCGGAUAGGUUAUUAAAUAUGAAGCCAUCUGUGAUCAAUGCGAAUCACAUCUAAUCUAAAUGGUCAAUCCAGUAUAUCAUGUUACUGAUGGAUCAAACUAUCAAUAACACUUCGUUGAUGGAGUUGCUGCUGGAAAUGAAAUGAUCUUCUAAACUAUAGAUUCCAUUAUAUUACAAGAUGCUGAAGGUAAAUGGGUUGGAACACACAAAUUACCAGUUGGAGUUGGUGCUGAUUGUAUAUCCAUAACCGCAACUGAAGAUGGAAGAGCUGUUUUCAGUGGAUGUGAGGAAAGAGGAAUUGUCAAUAUUUAUCUUUCAAUUUGUGAUGGCAAAACAUGCACUGCAGCUACACCCGCUUUGUAAUAAGUUGCAUAAGGAGCUAAACAUCCAUCCAAACUAAUUUAUAAAGAUGGAAUUCUCUUCAUUUUGGAUAAUUACAAUGACAGACCUACCUUAUAUGAUGGAACUGUUAGAGUUCACAAGGUCGGUCUUAACAUUGAAGCCAAAACUUGGGAUCUAGAUGCAGGAAAAGUCAUUAAUUCAUAGUUCUUGAGCACUGAACUCAAUAUUCCAUUUUAAGCCUCAGAUUUUGAUGUUAUUAAAUACGAAGUUGGUAAUGUUAAUUACUAUAAACUUCUUUUGUCCAGUGCUCUUAAGAGAUUAUGGUUUGUUGAUCUUUAUUGGGAUAAUGGAACAAUCAAAUUUGGAUAGCAUGAUAAAUUUGAAAUUUACAAUUUAAUAGGCAAAAAUUUAGCAAUUGAAGAAACCACUAGAUUCUAUUAAAUUCGAGCAAUCAAAUCAACCAAAAAGGAUAAGAAACUCUUGACUACUGCUUUGGUAUCAACCACUAAUAUGGCCACUUAUGGUGUGACAUUUACCUUCGAUAUUUCAGAUCCUGUUAAAGGAGCACCCGUUGAGGCUGAUGGAACCAUUCCAUUCUUGCUUGCCAAUUAUGGAACAUGGAAAUAACUCAACAAACUUACACUCUUUGAAGAUCAUGUUGCCAUUGCAUACACUAACGAUAAGAGUAUUUUAGUUGCUCUCUAUCUAUUGCCAACCAUCGACCAUAAUGCUGUCUAAGAAGGCGAACCUAGAGUUAUCACUCUUAUUGGAGGUGAAGAAGAUGAGUAAACUAAUCAAAUCUCUACUCAAUUUGUCAUGACUCUUUCAAAAGAUGUUGCAUUAGCAAGAGUACAUUAAAUUAUUUAAUUUUAUAGCCUGUCCUCCAUACCAACCUUGUAUAUAACAUUGCAUAAAAAGAAAACAUGCUAAUCAAAUAUGGAGUCACUGAUUUUCCAAGGUUACUCAUCCAAAAGGGAGAUCAAAUCAAAGAACAAGUUGUAUCCAUCUAUGCUAAAAAUGACUAUGGAUAAGCCAAAGGAGUCAUUCGUUUAACCAAAAAAGAUCCACCUGGCCCCAAUCCUCCCAAUCCAAACGAUGACGAUUCGUAAUUUUUACAUUUUAUAUCCCUUUAGCAAAGGAAGUAGCAAUUGGUGGUGGAUAACCUUGAUCGUUAUCUUUGGAGUUGCAAUCCUAGGUGUUGGUGGAUACUUUGUCUAUACAAAAUAUUUUAAAUCCUCAAAUGCCCCCUUACAUGUUUAAUCCUAUUGAUAUAUCAUAAUA
Paramecium octaurelia is the source of this 4667-nucleotide messenger RNA. The record is from the annotation of a GenBank genome assembly. NCBI's taxonomy places the organism in Eukaryota, Ciliophora, Oligohymenophorea, Peniculida, Parameciidae.